This is a messenger RNA of Gadus macrocephalus (Pacific cod), 912 nucleotides long. RefSeq names its product dopamine receptor D2 like (gene drd2l). The transcript is spliced from 5 exons. Bases 1 to 912 code for a protein of 303 amino acids. Lineage: Eukaryota; Metazoa; Chordata; Actinopteri; Gadiformes; Gadidae. Gene Ontology annotation, biological process: adenylate cyclase-activating adrenergic receptor signaling pathway. Gene Ontology annotation, cellular component: presynaptic membrane; glutamatergic synapse. The record is from RefSeq and is a predicted model, not a curated record. Gene Ontology annotation, molecular function: dopamine neurotransmitter receptor activity, coupled via Gi/Go; G protein-coupled receptor activity.
AUGACGUCGCUGAGCGAGCCCGAGUUCUCCUUCCUCCCCUCCUCCUCUCCUUCCCUCCCCGACGACCCGCUCUCCCCCUCCCCGUCGCCUCCCCCCUCGUCCUCCAACUGCUCCGUCGCCGACCCCUCCUCCCCUCGCUACAACUUCUACGCCGCGCUGCUGGUGUUGCUGAUCUUCUGCGUGGUGUUCGGCAACGUGCUGGUGUGCGUGGCGGUGCGUGGCGAGCGCGCCCUCCAGACCACCACCAACUACCUCAUCGUGUCCCUGGCCGUCUCGGACCUGCUGCUGGCCACGUUGGUCAUGCCCUGGGGGGUCUACCUGGAGGUAGUUGGUGAGUGGGGGUUUAGUCUGCUCCACUGUGACCUCCUGCUGACCCUGGACGUGAUGAUGUGUACGGCCAGCAUCCUCAACCUGUGUGCCAUUAGCAUCGACAGGUACACAGCGGUGGCCAUGCCCAUGCUGUACAGCACGCGGUACAGCUCCAGGAGGAGGGUGGCGCUGAUGAUCUCCAUCGUCUGGUUCCUCUCCUUCGCCAUCUCCUGCCCCCUGCUGUUUGGACUCAACCACACAGCCAGUAGAGAUGGAAGGAAGUGUAGUUUUGCGGACCCCUCCUUCGUGGUCUACUCCUCCGUGGCGUCCUUCUACGUCCCCUUCAUCGUCACGCUGCUCGUCUACGCUCAGAUCUGUGUUGUCCUGCGGAGGCGGGGCAGACGAGUGUUCAUCAUCUGCUGGCUGCCCUUCUUCCUGACCCACGUGCUGAAGGCCCACUGCGGGACCGCCUGCUGUGUGUCCCCCUCCCUCUACAGCUCCGUCACCUGGCUGGGCUACCUGAACAGCGCCGUCAACCCCGUCAUCUACACCACCUUCAACAUUGAGUUCAGAAAGGCCUUCCAGAAGAUCCUCCACUGCUGA